GCUGGUCUAUGGGGAGAGCGGCCGCUCCUGGCUGUAGCGGGCUGGUGUCCCUGAUCUCCGCUGUGCCUUGGUGAGCUCUGGCGCCAGAGACAUGAGUAAUUCGGGCUCCGUCCUCCCGGGCACCACAGCCGCCCCCGGACCUGACACCUACAAAGGCUGGCUCUUCAAAUGGACUAACUAUCUGAAGGGGUAUCAGAGACGCUGGUUUGUGUUAAGCAAUGGUCUGCUGUCUUAUUACAGGACACAGGCUGAAAUGGGCCACACGUGCCGAGGAACCAUUAACUUGUCUACAGCUCAUAUUGAUACAGAAGAUUCAUGUAACAUUGUUCUGUCCAAUGGUGGCCGAACAUAUCAUCUCAAGGCAAGCUGCGAAGUGGAGAGACAGAGAUGGGUCACAGCUUUGGAAUUGGCCAAAGCCAAAGCCGUCCGCAUGAUGAACAACCAGUCAGAUGACUCUGGGGAUGAUGAACCAAGUUCACAGUCUGACAAGAGCGAGUUGCACAGCUCCCUGAAGUCUCUGACCAAUAAGCUAGAUGACCUCAGUACGUGCAAUGACCUCAUUGCCAAGCAUGGAGCAGCACUGCAGCGCUCCCUGAGUGAGCUGGAGAACCUGAAAUUGCCAGCAGAGAGCAGUGAGAAGAUCAAAUCUGUGAAUGAAAGGGCCACUCUCUUCAGGAUCACUUCAAAUGCGAUGAUCAAUGCAUGCCGCGAUUUCUUGGAAUUAGCAGAAUCCCAUAGUCGUAAAUGGCAUCGUGCUUUGCAGUAUGAGCGUGAGCAGCGAGUUCGUUUGGAAGAGACUAUCGAGCAACUAGCAAAACAGCAUAAUAGCCUUGAAAGAGCCUGCCGAGGAGCCCCUGGUCUGUCUUCUAACUCUACAGGAAAUCCCAGUGCUGUAAAAGGGAGUGUACAAGCUGUGAAAGGGGAGGCCAGUGAUGAAGAUGAGGAGACAGAGUAUUUUGAUGCCAUGGAGGACGCACCAGCCUUUAUCACAGUAACAACUGACCCCAAACAGCACAGGCGUUCUGGUAGCAAUCUGAGCAGUGCAAGUGGAGGCCACCCCGAUGAUUGGCAUCUAGAAGACAACGUAUUCUAUAGCUCACAUGAAAGCAGCUACUAUGACUCUAAACGCAAAGAUCUCUUACCUAGAAAAAGGAGGAGGACCCGAAUUCCAGACAAACCAAACUACAGCCUUAAUCUCUGGAGUAUAAUGAAAAACUGCAUAGGAAAAGAGCUAUCCAAGAUCCCCAUGCCUGUCAAUUUCAAUGAGCCGCUCUCCAUGCUGCAGAGACUCACUGAAGACUUGGAGUACCACGAGCUGCUGGACAAGGCAGUCAAAUGUGACAAUUCUAUAGAACAGAUGUGCUUUGUUGCAGCCUUCUCUGUGUCUUCCUAUUCCACCACAGUCCACCGAACAGCAAAACCAUUCAAUCCUUUAUUAGGAGAAACAUUUGAACUUGACCGAUUAGAAGAUUUAGGGUUCCGGUCGAUAUGUGAACAGGUCAGUCAUCACCCUCCAGCUGCUGCUCAUCAUGUACACUCCAAGAAUGGAUGGAGCCUGUGGCAGGAAAUCACCAUUGCCAGCAAAUUCAGGGGCAAAUACCUCUCUAUUAUGCCAUUAGGGGAUAUACACUUGGAGUUUCUUUCCAGUGGGAACCAUUAUGUGUGGAAGAAGGUCACCUCCACAGUGCACAACAUCAUUGUAGGCAAGCUUUGGAUAGACCAGUCUGGAGAAAUAGAGAUUACAAAUUAUAAAACCAAGGACAAAUGCCAGCUGAAAUUUACCCCAUACAGCUACUUCUCAAGAGACAUUGCAAGAAAGGUUACUGGGGUUGUGACAGAUGCAAAUGGAAAAGCACAUUAUGUCCUAUCUGGAACAUGGGAUGAAAAGAUGGAAUGUGCAAAGAUUGUGCAGAGCAGUCAAGGCAAUGGCAGCACCGAAGGGAAACAGAAGACAGUGUACCAGACUCUCCCUCCAAAACUGCUAUGGAAAAAAUACCCCCUACCCGAGAAUGCAGAAAAUAUGUAUUUCUUCUCUGAACUUGCCCUUACACUAAAUGAACCUGAUGACAGCACUGCCCCUACGGAUAGCCGGCAUCGGCCAGACCAGCGAUUAAUGGAGAAUGGCAAGUGGGAUGAGGCCAAUGUGGAGAAGCAGCGGCUAGAGGAGAAACAGAGGGCUGUUCGAAGGAGGAGAGAGGCAGAGGCGGUGGAGGCUUUAGAAGAAGGCAAUGACUAUGAAGGAUAUCAGCCAUUGUGGUUUGAGAGGAAGGUCAAUCCAUACACCAAUGAGCUCAUGUGUGUUUAUAAAGGAGGAUACUGGGAGUCCAAGGAAAAGCAAGACUGGUCUAAAUGUCCUGAUAUUUUCUGACAGAGCCCGGGACAACACAAGCUUACAGAUCUCGCCGCCCUCAAUGUGGUGGCUGCAUACACCAGGCUAAGACUCUUCAACGCUCAGGAACAGGCACCAAGGGCCGACUUCCAAUGUGAACCAAGCAGAAAUACAAACCAAAACACAUGCCAAAAUAGCCACAUCUGAGCGGGAAAAUCAGAGGGGUACAGGGAUCUGAAGCGUAUUUUCUAAAGAUUUUUGUUUUACAAAAUUGGAAUUUCUUUUUUUAUCAACUAAUAAGAGUUGGGAAUAAGAAUAUUUAUUUUAACAUUUGCUAUAUAAACACGUACAUACGUCAGUGUAUAAAUAUAUAUAUAUCUAGGACUGGGCUUUGUUCAGUAAGGGUUUCCUCUCGUACGUACAAUCUUAGACUCUGAGCAAAGCUUAGGAAAUGAAGGUACUCUUAGCUAUAUUAUUUAUUUCUGUACAUUAGAUGCAUAUGUAUAUUCUUGUUAACAAAUUAUAAUAUGCUUUUAAUUAUGGGCAGGGUGGAAAUCACAGAUUCUGAUGGCCACUUGUACAGUUCUUGAAAACUUAGUACACUAAAUGAUGGGUCUGGUGUUACAAAUAGGAUCACUGUGUAAUAACAUCACUUUAUUUUUUAAUUUACUAGUGCACUUUUAUUGACACUUUUCCAAAGAUUUUCCCUCUGUUACUAGGCAAUUCUGUCCAUGCUCUAACUAGAAUAAGGUGAAAUGGUGUCCCAUAGGACAUCACUACCUUGUAAGCCUGGGCCAUAAUGACUGGUUAGUCAACUAUUUCAUUGCAUUGCAUGGGUUUAUCUCAAGGCAUUGUUCCGACUUUACUCUUUUUUCUUUAUUUGGUAGUGGUGAGUAUAAAUGUUGUAUAACCUAGGCCUUGGGCACACCGCCUUAGUUGUAGAAAUGCAUAAUAUGAUGCUAUAUUAUGCAGGUGUUCUUCACUAGAGACAUUAGGGGAGAUUUAUUAAUGCUUGUUAAAAAGUCACAAAUUAUGGAGCACACCAUAUUUGUGCCAUGAUUUGCUACUUUUGGCGCUUCUUGCCACUUUUCUAAACCGGCAAGGAGAGAGUAUGUGGCUUAGCGGAGCCUCUGCUGCCCACUAGAUUUACAAACCGGCAUAAGUUAUAGCUCAAUUCUUCGUCAGCUGGCAUAGGUUUGAGUUUCUGGAGCACGCGGCUAGGGAUGUUCCUGAUUUAUUAAGAGACAUGUGCACAUCUUAUUCCAGUGCACAGUGGAUCAAGACUGGAGUAUAGGAAUGCCAGUUUUGAUAAAUCUCCCCCAUUGUUUCUCGGAGAGGUUACAAUGCUACCAUAUAGCAGCAGAGUAGUUACACUGCACCGUAGUGUAUGUAAAAGGUAUGCACCCGGAGGACUUCCUUACAGUGUAUGCCACUACAUACAGUGGCAUAAGUUGGCCGUAGGCUUUCAUGUUAAAACAUAUACUGCAAGGUAUCCAGGUUUUAAACUCUUUUCCUCAACUAAGCUAAAUCAUACAGCAAAAAAGGUAUGCCAUAGUAUACCAGCCAAAUAGAAGAGAAAAAGACAUUCUGUCAAGGGGACCAGGGCCUAUGAAUACAUUUGACGUAUGCGCUGAAAGCUUUCCCAGCAGAUAGGCUAAGUGUACACUGGAGAGAAUAUGCACCCUAGCAAGGAUCCAUACAGACUGUCUUCCAUCAUACAGGGUCCACCCAUGGCUUUUCUGUUUGCAUGAGGACUUAGUCCAGACACUGUGUAUCUCCUAAACAUCAGAUAAAUUAAUAUUAAUUUCUUGCUUAGAAGGUGCUAUUGUAAGGACAGUGACCAGCAGUCUAGAUACAGUAUAACUGUCUUACUCGUAUUCUUACUCAUCCUCAAGUAUCCAAUAUGAUUUAUGGAUACUGAUAGAACAUAAGUACAUUUUUCUUUAAAUUAUUGAAGUCAUGAGGCCGUGGACCUCUGAGUUGACAGUGGUGCUCAGUCCCUUUGGGGCUGAAUGAUUACUCAUCAUUUGCAAUUUAUAAAUCAUUGGGGUCUGUUAAUGGAAAGCCAAUCCAACCAAGAGCGAUAUACAGGAGACUGAAGACAGUUCUAACCAAGCAGAACAUUAAAUCCCAUUACAAUACACUCGAUGCGCUACCUAUACAUUCCACUUAAAGGGUUUAUCCGAAUUCUAAAAGAUCCCCUCCAAGGCCCAGGCCCCUUGUAUACAUUACACUUACCUGCUCCCUGGCACCCUCGUUGCUCCAGAUCCCUGCAAGGCAGCUGCUGCAUCUCCCCUUUGCGCGGAUCAAAACAUCCGGGACUGAGUGGAGCAACUAAUAGCAGGCCGUGACGAGUCCCCUUGAGGUUGGUCACCAUCGCAGUCUGCUAAUGGCUGCACCCCCGUCACCGGAUGUUUUGAUCCGCGUGACAGCGAAAUGCAGCGGCGGCCAUGCAGGAAUCCGGAGCAAUGCGGGUGCCGGGGAGCAGAUAAGUAUAAUGUAUAUGAGGGGCCCGGGCAUUUGGGGGAAUCUUUCAGAAUUUCGAUAACCCUUUUAUCGAUUUGGUUUCUUUUUUUUGUUCUUUUAUUUUUAACAGGUAUAAGAAACAACCAAAAAAUGGAUCCUGGUAAAGUCUAGUUUUUUCCAAUUGUCACGACCCAUUCAGAUGUAAUGUCACAUUAUUUUUAAGAACACCGUCUAAAUGCAGAAAAGUCAUUAUUAGGCUUGAGUAAAAAGAAUAAAUCAUUUUUAUAUCGGGUAUAUUAAAAGAAUCAAUUUACCUUUUUAUAUAGACAUCAUGGUGAGGUAGCUGCAGUGACUAUUGACAGCUCUUACGUUCAGUUUUAAUGUGUUAACUACUCUUUCUGUUACCUGUCUAGAAAUCACGGGGCUAUAAUCUACCCCAUAUGGUGUGUAAUACCUAGAGAAGUUUUAGACAUUUCACUAGAAAUUUUCUUCCUAGUAUUAUUGCUGCUGUAUAUUUAUAUAUCUAUAUAACAGUGUAAGGAUUGGUGAACAUGUAUAUAAAAUCAGGACUAUACUAGGGACUCUUAAAACAACAAGUUAGGGGUCUGUGGCAAACCUAAUUCUAGCACAGAACCAUGACCGGCAGUUCAUCCAAGAGCUGAAUGAAUGAAAGGGCAGAUCUGACUAUCGGAUAGCUAGUAAAUAAUACAUAUUGAGGGUCUUCCAACAAACAUCUCAGACAUGUAUCAGCCAGUUUCAUCUAGAAAUGCUGACAAUCUGUGAGCCUGGCUAAACCCUGACAUCUGCAAAUGGAGGUUAAUAAGGUUCUCACAGGUUGAAUUCCAAGGAGAUAAGAUGUUCAAAAAGGGUCAGGCAGCUGAUUAUCCCCCUCUCCUGUUAAGCGUGAGUUGGGUAUGCUAGCUGGCCAGUCGGUUGACAGCUCCAGGCUGUGUUCACACAUAUCUUUCCGAUGGCUCAUGUACACAAUCUUAGUAUGGCUCUGUACUGGCAGGGGACUGUAUUACAGAACCCAUACAAGUCUAUGGGAAGAUAUUGUAUCUCCAUAUGCUUCCAGUUUCAUAAGGAAUGUGAUAAAACAUGGCAUGCCUUAUCAGAUGCCUAUCACAAAGCCUACUAACAGAAAACUUCUUCUAUCCACUUUUACAUAAAGAAAAAGAAAACCGUGUGCGAUAGUGCCAGCGUGGAGUUGGUCUGAUGACUACAAUGCCGUGAGCUUCCUCACUUUAGCCAGUAGGUCAUAACUUUACCAAACACCUCCGGUGUAAAUGUAUUCAGACCAAUCUAUGACCAUUACACAGUAAGUUGCUGUCUGUACCUCACAUGUUUGGAGGAUCUGGAUACAGUAUAUCAU
Molecule: messenger RNA, 6167 nt
Organism: Bufo bufo (common toad)
Lineage: Eukaryota; Metazoa; Chordata; Amphibia; Anura; Bufonidae
Gene: OSBP2
Product: oxysterol binding protein 2
Exons: 14
Coding region: 92-2368 (758 amino acids)
Cellular component (GO): membrane; intracellular membrane-bounded organelle; cytosol
Molecular function (GO): cholesterol binding
Source: RefSeq, a predicted model, not a curated record